CCUGCGUUUGUUGGGACGCACCGGCCGACGCUUCUCUGCGGACCUGAUUCUUUCAGGGAAAGGGCGGUUGAGUGGCCUCCAUUGUUCAGGAUUAAGCGGGCCAUGAGGGGUGACAGAGGACGUGGUCGUGGAGGGCGCUUUGGUUCCAGAGGAGGGCCUGGAGGAGGGUUCAGGCCUUUUGUGCCCCAUAUCCCUUUUGAUUUCUAUUUGUGUGAAAUGGCUUUUCCUCGCGUCAAGCCUGCACCCGAUGAAACAUCCUUCAGCGAAGCUUUGCUGAAGAGGAAUCAGGACCUUGCCCCCAAUUCUGCGGAGCAGGCUUCUAUCCUUUCUUUGGUGACAAAAAUAAACAAUGUGAUUGACAACUUGAUUGUGGCUCCAGGGACAUUUGAAGUGCAAAUUGAAGAAGUCCGACAGGUCGGAUCCUAUAAAAAGGGGACAAUGACUACAGGACACAAUGUGGCUGACUUGGUGGUUAUACUAAAGAUCCUGCCAACAUUGGAAGCUGUUGCUGCCCUGGGGAACAAGGUUGUGGAAAGCCUGAGAGCCCAGGACCCCUCAGAAGUUUUGACCAUGCUGACUAAUGAAACUGGCUUUGAAAUCAGCUCUUCUGAUGCUACAGUGAAAAUUCUCAUUACAACAGUCCCGCCCAAUCUCCGGAAACUGGACCCGGAACUCCAUUUGGACAUCAAGGUGUUGCAGAGCGCCUUAGCAGCCAUCCGGCAUGCCCGCUGGUUUGAAGAAAAUGCUUCUCAGUCCACAGUUAAAGUUCUCAUCAGGUUGCUAAAGGACUUGAGGAUUCGUUUUCCUGGCUUCGAGCCUCUUACACCCUGGAUCCUUGACCUACUUGGACACUAUGCUGUGAUGAAUAACCCUACCAGACAGCCUUUGGCCCUAAAUGUGGCAUACAGGCGUUGCUUGCAGAUUCUGGCUGCAGGACUGUUCCUGCCAGGGUCAGUGGGUAUCACUGACCCCUGUGAGAGUGGCAACUUCAGAGUACACACAGUCAUGACCCUGGAACAACAGGACAUGGUGUGCUACACAGCUCAGACUCUGGUUCGAAUUCUCUCCCAUGGAGGCUUUAGGAAGAUUCUUGGCCAGGAGGGGGAUGCCAGCUAUCUUGCUUCUGAAAUAUCUACCUGGGAUGGGGUCAUUGUGACACCUUCAGAAAAGGCUUAUGAGAAGCCGCCUGAGAAGAAGGAGGGGGAAGAAGAGGAGGAAAACACAGAAGAGCCACCUCAAGGGGAAGAAGAAGAAAGUAUGGAGACUCAGGAGUGAACUCCCCUUUACUCCUUGCUGCCCAAGGGAAGAUGGGGCUAAACCAGCUGCCAUGGGCUUUAUUUUAUUUUAUUUUAUUUUAUUUUAUUUUUUUGAGACAGGGUUUCUCUGUAAUUUUGGAGCCUGUCCUGGAACU
Molecule: messenger RNA, 1411 nt
Organism: Chionomys nivalis (European snow vole)
Lineage: Eukaryota; Metazoa; Chordata; Mammalia; Rodentia; Cricetidae
Gene: Ilf2
Product: interleukin enhancer binding factor 2
Exons: 13
Coding region: 103-1275 (390 amino acids)
Source: RefSeq, a predicted model, not a curated record